UCAGAAUUUGUACAGAGACUACCAAAUCUGGAGAAACUAGAUUUAAACUGUGUGUAUGAAUUGGAAUAUGUGUUUAGAUGCGAAGGGUUCGAGCCAGAACAAUCAAAAUUGAGGGAGAUGCAUUUGCUGUGUCUAAAAGCACCAAGAAACAUAUGUAAUGGUCCUGCUCCACAUGCAAUGUUCCAGAGUCUUAAGAUUUUGACGAUUUACCGUUGCGAGCUGCUGCAAAGUCUGUUUGCAUCUGAUGUAGCUGAGUGUCUUGUUGAAUUGGAAGACCUUCUUGUAGAGUGGUGUCCUUUGUUGGAAAGAGUAAUGGAAGCAGUGAACAAGGAGAAGACGGUUCUACCAAAAUUGAAGAACUUGGUUUUGAAGGAACUUCCUUUGUUGUAUGGUGCAAGUGGUGCUGUUGACAUUGAGUGUCCUUCUCUGGAACAAUUGUUUGUGGUGGAUUGCCCCAGUCUUCCAUUUUUAACCUCUUCUGAUCUCUUUGAAGGCUUGGAAAGUAGGAACCAGUUUUCAUUUUCAACCUCCGCUUCUGACUACUUUGGCAGCACGUACCCAGUCCAACUUAAUGAUCUACAAUUGUACGAGCUUUUAAGUGCCAGGCAACAGAGCAUCUAGUUUCCAACAGUGAAGUCUCUCAAAUGGCCGGCUCACUUGCAAUGGUCCCUCGAUCAACUUCUGGCUUCCUGAGCAGGAAGUAACCAAGUUAAACUCUAUUUCUUUGUCAGGGUUGGUCAUCUAGCUGAGGCUGCAAAUCUAAUUGAGAAGCUUUGCUGGAUCGUGUCUUUCAAAACAGCCAGAGAGAUUGUAAAAGCCAUUCGAGGAACCUUAAUUGGAAAGCUCUUUUUACAGUUAUGCUCUGCCUCCUGUUUUGGCCACACCAGUAAGUCUGCGCGUGCAAAGUCUUUUUUGGUUGUUGCGGGCGUGCCACCGCGCGGACGGGAAAAGUAGUGGUUGUAGUAGCGGGGUGCGCUUAGCCUUCUGCUUCUAAUCAAGCGACUGAGGAUGGAGAGAGCACCAACUCUACCGCAGGGUUCUUCAGAUUCGCCUUGCGUACUGGGCAAGGACUUACAGUAGUCCGCCUGAGCGUCACAAUAUCGAUACUCGACGUAGGGUCGAGCAGAGCUUCAAUUGG
Molecule: messenger RNA, 1138 nt
Organism: Fragaria vesca subsp. vesca
Lineage: Eukaryota; Viridiplantae; Streptophyta; Magnoliopsida; Rosales; Rosaceae
Exons: 3
Coding region: 118-621 (167 amino acids)
Biological process (GO): signal transduction
Molecular function (GO): protein binding; ADP binding
Source: RefSeq, a predicted model, not a curated record